UUGCUUACGAAGUAACGAUAUGCAUGAGAGAGUUGCACCAGUUUAUCAGGAUGGUAAUUAUUAACAGCCAUAAGCUUUUCAAAUAGAGAGCACUUUUUAGCCUCCCACAGAGAGGAAUUGCUCGGUUCCUCUACUCUUAAGUCAGGCCACUACAAAGCUUGAAGGAAUAUUAUUGGACUUUUAUCCUGCCGAAAUACCAGUGUUUUCUUGUAACUUCAUGACUUUAGUGAUGAAAUGUUAAAUAUUUUACUAAGACAACGAGUAAACAGAAAGACUAGAGCUCAUUGGACAUGUCUGCUGUCGAGAGAAGAGGAGCUCAAGAGCCACACUGGAAAAACAGCCCUUCCAGAAAUAAGGAUUUCAAGCUUCCCUGGAGGCUUCUGACUCGGCCCAGGCCUCACGCCAGCAUGAGCACCUGGCUGCCUUGUGGCUCCUGCUCUGCACACCACGCUGACAGGAGUCCCAUCUAUGUGUCUUUUGUCAGCAAAGCCAUCUUGUGGGAUAGAGGACUCUGCCACUACACUGCCCAUGAUCAUCCAAAUCAUCGUCCCUUAAUGUGUCCACGGUUCUUGUCUCACAUGAAAGCUCGUCCUGAGGACCUCAGACCUCCUUGUUUCCUGAGCUCCAAGUCCAGGCCACAGCCUCCAUCUCAGGGGAAGACACUGAAAACGCACACUCUCACUGCCCCAAAGACUCAGACGUCAGAGGGUUACUUCUAUCUCAAUCCGGGCAGAAGAAGAAAUAGUGUGCAGAUUGCAGGAAGGCAUUCUGUUGCUGCUGUUCCCUGUCCUCCCUUCCCUGCCACUCCACCAUCAUCCACCGUUAAUCCAACGCCUGCCUACCAAAACACCCCUCAGCCUGACUGUGACAGACGACAAAGCAAGCCAAACACUGUGCCAGCACCUCUCUCCUACCCUAAUCCUGCUCCAGAGCAAAAAGAUGAAGGUCAGGACAGGGAGAGAGUGAAACAACCUGCUGUGGUGUCCGUCACAGAGUUGGACUGGGAGAUGCAUCUUGGGCCUGCUGGACCAGAACGCUCGCCGCCACCAGCCUACACGAUCUCACACGGGUCUCUCUCAGAUUUAAGUCGCCCACCGUCCAGUCUGUUCAGCCGCAGCACUGACCUCGCCAGCGGCAGGAGCAGCUUCCUGUCUGGUGCAGAAAUGAGGGACUCUGACCCAGAAGGCAUCAAUUGUUUCACCUCGCUCAAGCCUUCUCCAGUGAUGAAGUCAGCUAUUGCUUCUUACCCUCCGGCUCGAUCUAACCCUCGCCAAUUAUCCAUCAAUGCUACGGCCACCCCUCCACUACCGCUAUUUGGCCAAACCAAGCCCCUCUCACCUUGUCCUAGGUCAAUUAUCCUUCCUAAGUCAGAUGAACCUUUGAGCAGGCGUGAAAGCACAAAAACACCUGAGAAUCUCCACCAAGAUGCAUCUAUAGAUCCUGAUCUUCACCCAUCCAUGGACUCUGAUCAUGGCCUCAUUACCCUUGCUUUCCCCUCCGCUACUUGGUCUUCCUGCCCGAGUCCACAGAUGACCCCUCCCCGCUCAGGGUCAGAACCAAAGCUGACCCCUUCUGCAUCGGUGACUAGGCUUGAGUCUCAACGCUGGUCGGUCCUGCCUCCUAUCUCACCUGUCAGAGGACGCUGUGGCUCAGCAGCAUCACGCUACUCAGAGCUCAGCUGCAGUCGCUCUCAUGUGUUUGAUGAACUGGAGGCCAUUGCUCCAAGAUCCAUGUCUUGUACGUCUCUGGACCAGCCAUCGGACUCAUCCGGUCGCCCUUCACCCAACACAGAGCUGUCUCCUGGCCUGGCAGCGUUGACGGUGGGCUGUGACUCCGGGAAUCUGGGCUCCCUGUCCCGGGUCCAGCUGCUCCUCCUGGACCGACCGGCGCCCAAGGCCCUGCUGAGUCCCUUCAGUCAGGAGGAGGAGCUCUCACCGGUGGAGGAAUGGUCCGUUCUCAGGAUGCCGUAUGAUCCAGAAUUGACUUCAGCAGGUGUUUCGAGGCCCCUCACAGCUGGCAGCAUCUCCGAAAGGUGUGACUCCGCAGGGAAAGUCCAGGAAAACAAAUCGGAUCAGUCUGAGGGAGGUUCUGGGUCACCAUCUUCAUGGAUCAUAGACCUGAGUCCAUCAUGCAACAUGUUUAGAUCCACCAAUUCUCCCUGCGAGUCCAAUCACGAUAAUGGAGGCCCCACAGAGGAGGAGGCUAUUUAUCCAGGAUGGAGGGAAGUUGAGUCCUCGCCUGGAGGAAGGAGGCCCAGGAGUCUUGACCACAAACUUGAAGAGAAGGACAGAAGGAUGGAGGAGAGGAAAACAAAGGUGCUGAACAUACUUUCCAAACUGCAGGAUAUCACACCUCGUCGGCCAAAAAGCAGCAAAGGGCACUCCAACUUUGAGGACUUCGACUUUUUGGCAAAGUUUUGCAUUUUCAGUCAGGAGAAGCUGGCUGAGUACAAAAGAGCUUUUGAAACAGAGGACGAUGAUGGUGACGGCUACAUCUCCUGCCUUCAAGUUCUACUUGCUCUUAAAAACAUCAUUCCUCCAGAGCUGCUGUCUGACGAAGAAGAGAUUUACGUGUACAGGAUCCUGGAGAUGGUGGACUUCAGAGUGACAGAUGGGCUUGUGGAUCUGAGGCUCUUUGCGGUGAUUGCUAGUCUGGCAGAGAAAAUAGCCACCAUGGAUGAGUUUAUGCGAUCACUCAUCACCAACAUGGACUUUCGCUCGUUAGAAGUGCGGCUCUUCAAAGCAAAGCAACUGUUCCUGUUCCUCAUGGAAGAGCAGCGAGGAGACGCCGGAGCUCAGCAGGGCUUCAUCAGUGCAGAGCAACUGCUGUUGGAGCUGAAGGCUGGGGGAAUCCAUCUGGAGCAGGAGGCGGCCAUCAGACUGGAGCUGCAGCACAUUCCCCCCCUGGACCUGCUGGACUUCCUGGCCUACCUGCCCCUCUUCAUACUCAUUCACAAGUCGGUCAUCUCCAACCCUCUUGAUGACUCCAGCCACCUCUAACCACAGUCACUGCACCUUCUUCCCUCUGUGGCUUAGGUAUCAGCAUCACUGCCACCGCGAUUAUCUGGACUGUAGUCUUGUGUGAAAAGAUGACACGCAGGAAACAGAGACGCUUAAAUGUAAGGGAGCAAAUUAGGCACUGUAGUCAUUUCUCAUCCUAUAAGGAAAGUUAACAAUUAUGAUCUUUAAGGCCAGGUCCCACCAGAAUUUAAAGUAGUGAAAUUUCGUCUAAUGUUUUAAUCCAUUCCAACAGGAUCGCCAUGAUCAGCGCUGCUUUCCUUUUGAAUUGUUUAAACCGUAAUUACGAGCAGCAGAAGAGAAAACCAAUCACAUCUGCCUCUUCUAGUCGGAGAUUUAGGGAUUGGAAAAAUGUCUGCAAACACACCACUGGCAGUAAAAUAAAAUUAAAGGCAGAAUGAGUAGGAUUUUUUGGUUCCGUUUUUUUAAGCAUAACAUUCAAAGUUGGCCCCCUUCUCCUGGCUGAAUGAAGGCCAACCCCAGAUUCACUCUCGUUUUGGAACAAGGUUUGUCCACUUUGAGUUUUAUCUCUUGCUUUAUUUGCGUUUUUUAAUGCUGUGUCCACCGUUUUCGUCUCAUCCUUUUGCAUGCAUGCUUACGAUCUGGCUCCUGGUUGCUACUUUUUUUAUAGAGGUUGAUGCCCAGAAAUGUCCCUCACACAACAAAAUAAGACGCAAAGAGAAAAUUCAAGCAGAGGGAAGAGAGUCUGUACAAA
Messenger RNA from Etheostoma cragini (Arkansas darter), 3732 nucleotides. RefSeq lists its product as uncharacterized. The transcript has 15 exons. Gene Ontology annotation, molecular function: calcium ion binding. The record is from RefSeq and is a predicted model, not a curated record. NCBI's taxonomy places the organism in Eukaryota, Metazoa, Chordata, Actinopteri, Perciformes, Percidae. Bases 291 to 2999 code for a protein of 902 amino acids.